Messenger RNA from Tinamus guttatus (white-throated tinamou), 1815 nucleotides. Lineage: Eukaryota; Metazoa; Chordata; Aves; Tinamiformes; Tinamidae. The record is from RefSeq and is a predicted model, not a curated record.
GGAGUGGACGUAGUAAAAAAUGGAAAGAGAUGCUGAAGUUGCCACCUAUUAGUUAUUGCGAAGAUAUCAGGCAAUCGAUAGAAAAAGAUUAUAACCAACUUUGUGACAAACAGCCUAUAGGAAGACUUCUCUUCAGGCAGUUCUGUGAUUCCAGACCAGACUUGAAAAGGUGCAUUGAAUUCCUGGAUGCAGUGGCAGAAUAUGAGGUAUCUUCAGAUGAAAAGCGUAUAGACUGUGGCCUGAAAGUUUUAGAAACCUACUUCACUAAUGGGUCUGCAGCGCACUUGCCAGAAAUACCUCAGGAAACAGUAAAUGAAUGUAAAGCAAGACUGGAGAAGAACCCAUGUAAAGAUCUUUUUAUGGACUGUACCAGAGUUGUCCAUGAAUACCUAAGCAGAAGACCUUUUGAAGCUUACCAAGAAAGUGUGUAUUUUUCCCGUUUUUUACAGUGGAAAUGGCUGGAAAAGCAACCGGUAACCAAACACACAUUUAGGCAUUACCGAGUGCUAGGAAAAGGUGGAUUUGGAGAGGUGUGUGCCUGUCAAGUGCGGGCAACAGGAAAAAUGUAUGCUUGUAAAAAGCUAGAAAAAAAGAGAAUAAAGAAGAGGAAAGGAGAAUCAAUGGCUUUAAAUGAAAAAAGAAUUCUAGAAAAAGUGAAUAGUAGGUUUGUAGUUAGUUUGUCCUACACCUAUGAGACAAAAGAUGCCCUGUGUUUAGUAUUAACCAUAAUGAAUGGAGGAGAUCUGAAGUUUCACAUAUAUAACAUGGGGAAUCCCGGAUUUGAUGAAGAAAGGGCUAUUUUCUAUGCUGCGGAGUUGUGCUGUGGUCUGGAGGAUUUGCAAAGGGAAAGAAUUGUUUACAGAGACUUGAAACCUGAAAAUAUACUCCUUGAUGACUGUGGACAUAUCAGAAUUUCAGAUCUUGGAUUAGCUGUGCAGAUUCCAGAAGGAGAAACGGUCCGAGGGCGGGUCGGGACUGUUGGUUACAUGGCUCCAGAAGUGCUCAAAAAUGAGAAGUAUACCUUCAGCCCUGAUUGGUGGGGUCUUGGGUGCUUGAUUUAUGAAAUGAUUGAAGGACAGUCUCCAUUCAGGAAGCAUAAGGAAAGGGUCAAACGGGAUGAAAUUGACCGGAGAGUAAAGGAAGACCAGGAAACAUAUUCAGACAAGUUCUCAGAGGAGGCAAAAUCCAUCUGCAGGAUGUUACUUGCCAAAAAUCCAGGGGAUAGGCUGGGUUGCACUGAAGGUGGAGCUGCUAUUGUAAAACAACAUCCUAUUUUCAAGAAUAUUAACUUCAAGAGGCUGGAAGCUAACAUGUUAGAACCUCCGUUCUUGCCAGAUCCACGUGCGGUGUAUUGUAAAGAUGUGCUGGACAUAGAACAGUUCUCAACAGUAAAAGGAGUGAACCUGGAUACUACAGAUGAUGACUUCUACUCCAAAUUUGUUACGGGUUGUGUCUCAAUCCCUUGGCAAAAUGAGAUGAUUGAAACAGGAUGCUUUGAAGAUAUCAAUGCAUAUGAAACUGAUGGUACUGUGUCACCAGACAGAGAGAGGUCUCCUAAACCCAAGAGAGGCUUCUUUCACAGACUUUUCAGUGGGGAGGUCUGUUUUAAAUCUGAUUGCAGUGAUGAUGACCAGGAGUCCUCCAGACUUUAAAACAUUUUACUUCAUCAGAAAGGAUGAGCGAACUUUGAAUGUUUUAUAUCUCUGUAGCAAAGUGUAUUAUAUAUAUUUUUUAUCUGAGUUUAAGGAUUUUUGUACAUUUGUACUUCAUUUGUUUUAAGAUGUAUAUUUUCACUAAAGCUUAACUGUACAAAAA